GUAUCCACGUUACUUCUCAUAUCAAGCUGUCUAGUUGCCGUCGGCGCACUUUUAUUUUCUCUUCUCUCUCACUCUAUAAUUUGAACUGCUACUAAGCGACUAUAACUUAUAUCUAUCGCUACGUGAUGUCUAUAUAUACACAUAUGCAUUCAUACUUAUCGUGAAUUUUUACUUCUGUUCGACAUUUAUAGUUAUAUCUAUAUCAGAAGAAAGAAAAGAGAGAAGAAAGAGACAAAUUCUCUUUAAACAUCUUAGUUUCUGUAUUUUGUUUUAGUAUAUUUUGCCUUGGAAAACAAAUAUCUAUAUUUCAUCACUGCGUAAACUUACUUUCAUGCACUUCAACCGUACAUUUAUAUGUAAAAGUAUACAUAUUCUUCAUACUUAUUACUAGUUCUGUGAGGAGUUUUUAUGUAAAACAGAAGACGUAGUUAUAGUUAGUUAUGAAAAUAUAUAUUUACAUGUAUAUAUUUUCGUGAAACAAAAUCCCUAUCUUCGGUUUAUUUUAAUUCGAAAGUUUCAUCGGAUAAUUUACUACUUUUUGUUCGGUUUUUGGUUUUUACUCAUUUUGUAACACUGGAACUAUGCCGAGACGAAUAUUUGAUAACGAUGAAGAAAUUGCUCUUCAAUCCGAAAUUCAGCGAGAAUUAGAUCGGAAAUAUAAACCAAUAUUUGAUGAGCAUGGUCCUCAAGGAAUACCCCUGAAGGAUCUUCGUGAGGAAAUGUUGAACACUGGCAUAACAUCUCAUGUUCCAAAACGUCAGUUUGAUAAAAUGUUGGCAAAAGCCAACAGUAAUAAAGAUUCCUACAUAAAUUAUAAAGAAUUUGUAACUUUGAUGGCUGGUGAGGAUGCACUACUUUCCCGAAAUAAAGUGAAAGUUAGUGGUGUUGUGGAAGCAGCCAUUGUAAGCAUUGUUCCCAUCCGGAAACAAAAGGAUUUCCUUGCGAACUACACUUGUUGCCCGCCACCAGUUUUUAUGUUUCUUGUCACCCUGGCUGAGAUUGCUGUAUUUGUUUAUUACGUUCUUGAGCUGAAAAAAAAAGAUAUUGAAGUUACAUGGAGUACAGGUGUCCCUAUUUGCAGUCCUUUGAUAUAUAGUCCUUAUGAUAGAAAAGAAGCAUGGCGUUAUAUUUCGUACAUGUUCAUUCACCAAGGUUACCUUCAUCUCAUUUUCAACUGCAUUUUCCAAAUUAUCCUUGGAAUACCACUUGAGUUUGUGCACAAGUUUUGGCGCCUGUUCCUUGUUUACAUGCUGGGUGUUCUUGCAGGUUCCAUGGCACAUUCAGUUACUGACAGGUUUUCAUUUCUUGGUGGUGCCAGUGGUGGUUGUUAUGCCUUAAUUGGAGCACAUCUUGCUGCUGUCAUUGUGAACUGGAAAGAGAUGAAUUACAAGUGUUGGGAUGGUUCCUUCUUACGUAUGCUACUCAGUGCACCAGUUCGUCUAAUAGUUAUACUUACAUUGGUGUUUACUGAUACUGGUAGUGCCAUCUACAGAAGAUAUACCACUACUGGAGGAACUAAAGUGGGUAUUUCUGCUCAUAUUGGUGGAAUGCUUGCUGGUCUGUUAUUAGGAGUUCCAGUUAUGAAGAACAUCAAUGAAUUACCAUGGGAACGGACUCUUGGACUGGUUACUGCUGUCAUUUAUGUAAUAUUCACCAUGAUCGCUGUUCUCAUUAACAUUCUUUAUCAUGAUUAUCCAGACCCUAAUUUAAAUCCAUGUUAAUUCUGAAGAUACUGUUGAUAUUAUUAUUAUUGAUAUUAUUAUUAUUAUUAUUAUUAUUAUUAUUAUUUAGUAGUGUUAUUAUUACUAUUACAUUAGGAUGGCAGAUUGGUAGAAUUGUGGGAGUCAGAAAAAAUACUUUGCAGUAUUUUGUUUGCUCUUUUACUUUCUGAGUUCAAAAUCCUACAGGUGUUGUCUUUAGCUUUUGUAGAUAAAAUAAGUAUCAGUCAAAUAAUGAGGUUUGAUCUAUUCAACUAUAUCUCUUCUCUCAAAAUUUUAGACCUUGUUUUAUAUAUUAGAUACAAUUAUUAUUAUUAUGGUAGCAAGGGCGGAAUUGUUAGCAUGCUGGGCACGAUGUUUAGCAGCAUUUCGUCUGUCUUUACAUUCUGAGUUUAAAUUCCGCUGAGGUCAA
Octopus sinensis (East Asian common octopus) is the source of this 2130-nucleotide messenger RNA. Its product is annotated as rhomboid-related protein 2-like. The transcript is spliced from 10 exons. Gene Ontology annotation, cellular component: membrane. Gene Ontology annotation, molecular function: serine-type endopeptidase activity; calcium ion binding. The coding region runs from base 582 to 1721 and encodes 379 amino acids. The record is from RefSeq and is a predicted model, not a curated record. Lineage: Eukaryota; Metazoa; Mollusca; Cephalopoda; Octopoda; Octopodidae.